GGUGGCGCUUAAUUCGCACCGGUAAAAUGUUUGGUAGCUGUUGUUACGGUAAACUUGAGUGAUUUCGAGCAUGACACACGUGUUGGCACUUGUCAAUACCAUACACGCCGUCUGACAAGCUGCCGGUAUCUGCACAUUUCGGAAGUCGUACGUAUUAGUUACUCUUCCUGAUAAGAAGUCCAGCAUCCUCCAUCCAGAUGAGAUCAGGAGGAAGGAAAGGGAAGUCCAAGGCAACACUGCCUACCCACAAUGUCAGUAAACCUGCCACGUCGGCCAUUGGAAAAUCGGGCCGCUCCUUCCCUCUCUCACCGUACAUGGUACUGAUGUCAUUGCUGUUCUGGACGUUCAUCGCCUACUUGUCUUUCAAAGGUUUUCAAUACCUCGCUGUACACCGCACCAUCAACGACGAUGACCUGGAUGGCUUUUGCGAUGCCGUGUUCAGUAAAACAUAUUCCGAAAACGUUAAGUUUGUCAAUUCAUACCCUAAAGGAGAGGCAGGGCCGUAUAUCAGUCGAAUCGGCUCCCAAAAAUAUGCAGACACCUUUCAAGGGGAGGAGGCUUUAAAGGAGCUGACGAAUAUCCCACCUAUUGUGACAGCUAUUACGUCACAUGACUUCUGGAUAUUCCAGGGCCUUAUCAAGCAGAUCUCGGAGGGAAAUAAGAAGGGUAUGGACCUACACCUGGUUGUUUUUGAUAUCGGACUGUAUGCCUCGGAGCUCGACCUGAUGAAGAAACAAUGUAAUUGUGAUGUGAGGAAGUUUGAUGUCAGUGUUUACCCACUACAUGUAGCGGAUAUCAACAACAAAGCCUACCGCCCUAUCAUAAUCCAGUUGAUGCUGGAAGAAUUUGGUUCUGCCAUCUGGAUGGAUCCGGACACCCGUCUGCAGUCCGUGUCCGACCUGACUAUGUUGAAGUACCGCGGAGCUCGUAACUUCUUUCUGUGGGAGACCAGUGUAUUCACCGGCCUCAUUAGUUACACCAGUCCGGAAAUGUUUAAAUUUCUGGAUGAGAGGAGAUGUGCGUUCAUUGACUAUGGUAUGAUGGACACGAAGACAAUGGUGUUUUACCGUACAAACCAAACUUGGACGGGGGUGAUGAAACCAUGGUUGAAAUGUGCCUUAAAUAAAGAAUGUAUCUCCCCACCCAAUGCUCGGAACAGCGAGUGUUUUCAUUACAGAAGGCCGAAAUGGACAGGCUGCCAUUGGUACGACCAAUCAGCAUUUAGCAUCAUCGUGAAUCGUGUGUUCCAGUUUAGUACUCAUCCAGACCAGUAUUCAGUUCCGCGGUUCACAUGGCACAAAGAUGUAGAGGUUGUGUAUUACUUCCCUGAGCAACCCUGGUCUUACAAACAGCUGGUAGCCAUGGCAUUAUCGCCAUUUAUAUGCUGUGGAAUAAUCUGGUUUUUGUAUUUGAAAAGAAAGCGGGGAUCCGACCCUCUUCUGCCAAAUAAGUCUUAUUAUAACAAGCGGUAACAUAACCGAGGUGGUAUUAUAACUUUACAUGUUGUAUGAUAUUGAUUGAUAUACCUUAGGUUGCUAUCAACGAAUCACUGCUGGGGGUACAGGCAUAUGGUACGAUGUAUUGGAAGGCCUUAAAAGGUAUCAGGAGGGACCAAUAUUGGGGUAUAUAACUGUAUAUAUUGUAACUUUGCAGGGCUCAAAGUGGCGCCUAUUUUAAUGGCCAUGACGCCUUAAAUUCACCAUUGGCGACCAGUUAUUGACCUAUAAGGCACCUGCAUGGCUACUGAAAAAUGGUGUAAAUUUGAAAUUUGGAUAACCUAUCAAAGGUUUCAGUCAAUUCUAAAAUGACAUUCACAAUUGAAAAAGUUACAGAGAGAUGUUACACUGAACUAAAGAAUUAAAAAAAAAAUUUAAAUGUAAGACAACUUGGCCAGGCGACUAACUUUUCCAAUUGGUGCCUAGAUUUUCUGACUUGAUAGUCGAAUAGGCCACUUGUUUAAAAUAUCCACUUUGAGCCCUGCUUUGGUAAAUACUAGCUACAAUAUAACGCCGGGUGACAGAAAAUCUCUCUUUAGUGCGAUCAGUUGAGCGUGAGACUAAUAAUCCAGAGGUCUUGGGUUUGAUCCCAGCUAGUGGAGUCUGCAUGAUCUAAAUUAAAUUAAUCGUGCAAUAUGUUACGAUGGCUUCCAUGUAGGCCGGACCAGGGAAAAAUACUCUAUGAAAAGUUCUUUCCUGGAGGGGGAGUGUGUAACUUUAGGAUAUACUAGCAGCAAUAUAUCACUCAGCUUGAACCGUUGAGGAUAAGACAAAAAAAUCUAUAAAGCUAGAAGUCCUGGGUUCGAUCAGGAGGCAGUUAUUUGAAUUUAAUUAAUUAAUCAUGUGCUCUGUUACAAUAUACAUGUAAUAUCUUUGGUAUCUAUUUUUCCCUUAAAGAGUUCCCUCCCCUUAAGAGUAAAAGUUUAGUAUUAAAGUUUCGGAAAGGCAUAUUUGUGAACCACAUUCAGGGAUUUUUCUGAGGGCUUUUAUGGCCCAUUAAUGAGCCCUAUUUCCAAUCAAAAUCAUUUCAUAUUUAGGCCAAAUUCCCAACAUUUGCAGUUCACCCAAGAAAAAAUCGUUCCUAAUUCAUCAAUUUUAUUCUCAAAAUGAAACAAAAAGGCCCCAUCCCAAACCAGUUAGAAAAAGCUAUGAAUUUCAAAAUUGAUAAGUUUGAAGAAAAAUUAAGAAGGGGCCUAUUUGUGGGAUGUGGUUUAUUAGAGGGUACAGAUAUAUAUAAUUAUAUAGAUGUAUGAUUGCCCCUCCCCUAUACUCAAUAUGACCCUAUCCAUCCUACCAUAUGCCUGGAGGGCAGCUAGGGGCAGAUACAUGCAGACACCAAGUUUGGGUCACUUGUUUGACCUGUGCAUACUGGUUUUCCCCUAUUUUGAGCAAUGUAUGCAUCUUGAAAUCAACUGGGCCAACAUUUUAGGGUGAUCAAACUUGGUUUUUGUAAAAUAAAUAAGGAAUGAUUUUUAAAUGGUCAAAAGUUUAAAUGUUAAUAAGGUGGCCUAGGAAGGACGGAAGAAUGAAGGAAUGAGAGAGCAUAUUUAAUCUGUGAUACAUUCUGGGAAUUAUCAUAUUUACAUAUCUAUACAUAUAUAUAUUGUGAUCAUAUGUAAAUAUAAUAUAUAUACUUCAAUCCAUGAUUAAGCAUACAUUUUUAUUUAAAGAGUACAUAAACAUCAUUUCAUUUGUGUUAAAUACAUACAGACAAAACAGCGACAAGCAAGCUAUUUAUUUUUAUAGCUCAUUAGCAUAUUUUUGUACUUGUAGAUUUCACCCACAUCAGUAAUUAAAGCUCUUGAGCUUGAAAUCAAUUGUGAAAAGUGAAAGUGUUUAAUUAAAUAUUUAAUUGGAAUAUAUUCAUUAAUGAUUUAAAUCAUAAAUUUUCUACAACAAAAUCCAUCAGCUUAUACUUCAUUGUAUUGAAUAGAUGUACUUUAUGGGUAUGAUAGCUAAAAAAUUCUAUUUCAUCCUCCAGAUUUUCCAUCUUGUUUUAUUUCAAAUAUGUCUCUGUUUGCCAUCAAUCCUGUUAAUACAUUUUGUGCAUAUUUUCCGCCCAUACUGAAGAAAUGAAAUCCAAACUUUUAUUUUAUGUUAUUUCUAUUUUUUAUCAAAGUUAGUUAAUGUUAUUAUAGUUUAUAAUUUAUUCUUUGAGUAAUUUGUGUUUGCUCCGUAUUGAAGGUGUGUCAUCAACCUCCAGUGAUCAUACAGCCGGUGGUCUUUAGUAUCUGGAUGAGAGUGUUUAAUUAGUCCCCUACUGGUGAAAAUUAUCUGAAAUACUAAAAAGAUUAGGUGAAAAAAGUUAAUUAGUUAGAAAAUAGUAAAACACUUCACUUUACCAUAAUGGUCAAGCAAGCUGCAGCUCACUUUACCAGGAGGGAGCACUUACCAUAUAGGUAAAGUGAAUUGAGGCUCGUUUUACAAUGGGCUUCACUUUACCCAAUCUAAUAUUGAAAUUAGACUUGUCAUUUCAGCUCCUCUAAGAUACACUACGAUACAUUAAUUGCAAUGUAUUGCAGUGUAUGGAAGAGGAGGGAAACUACAAGUCUAAUUUUAAUAAGAUUGCACAUUACCAUACUAUGUACACCAGUGACUAUAUGUUUCCUCUCCCUCUGUCCUGUAAGUGUGUAGGUAACGCCAGAGUUUUGUCAGCACACUAGCAGUUUCAUUCCUUGAGGGAUUUUGAUCAAACUUCACACAAUGAUGAAAGACCAUAAUAUCUCAAACAAAUUUUAGUUUCAGGGUAUUUAGGUCAAGGUCACUGUUACUAUUUUUAGCAGGAGCCGGUAGGGGACAUGUAUUGCUUUAGCAAUACCAAUUAUGCUUGUUACAUUGUAUAGUUACCACAUAUUUAUAUAUUUAUUUAAUAUCAUAUGUUAUGUUUCAAUAUCAUUGUGAAUAUUUUAGCUUCCUAGUAAAUGAAUUUUGAAUUUUUUUAACUCUGAUGAAAAUUAAUGAAAUAUCGUUAAUCGGGUGAUUCCGGCACUUAUUGGUGUAAUUGACCAGGCCCGAUACUGCUAUAAGAUCAGGCUAUAACUAAAUAAUUAUAAGGGUCUUGAUAAUCUUAAGGUUAUGUUGUAGGUAUGCUGUACAUAGUGGGGGAAACCCAAGAUGAAAUAUUUUGUUCCUGUAUCUUUUUUAUUACAAUAGAUCUUCUAGAUAUACAUGUAAGUAUUACAGAAUGAUGAUAAUUUUCAGUGUAUAACUGAAUACAUACAACAUGUAGCAUAAUAUUUGUUUAUGAUAUUUCUCAGAGUGUGAUACAUAUUUUUUGUAUUUAUCCUGCAAUGAGCCCUUGUCUGGUAAUAAGCCCUUGUCAGGUAAUAAGCCCUUGUCUGGUAAUAAGCCCUUGUCAGGUAAUAAGUCCAUGUCUGGUAAUAAGCCCUUGUCUGGUAAUAAGCCCUUGUCAGGUAAUAAGCCCAUCCACAUCUAUUGUAGUUCAGGGCUAACGAUCCUCAUUUUGUAAAUAUAGUUACAUGUAUAUACCUAUAGAUGUUCCUGUUGAUCUCUUGAUAAUGAUGUUAUAUUUUAUUGUUUAUCUGCAAAUUAAAAAAAAAAAAAAUCCCUUCCUUAUAUAAAUAAAUUAACCACUUGAAUUCAUUCACAAUGUGGUAUCUGUCUUAGUCUGUCAAUAAUCAUUGCAUAUAACGUUUCCAUCGCCACUGAACAAAAUAUCUUAUAGAAAUUUCAAUAAAUGGCAUGUAUAUAUAUUAAAUAUAUAUUAAAUGGAAAAUCAGCUGACCAUGCACUUAUGUGUCAGCAACCCUUUCAAGGUCAGAUUUAAGAUUCCUGUUUACAGCAUGGAAUAACUGGCCAAUGUAAUAAAUGGUUAUGAAAUGUCUACAUAAGUUAUGUUUUACUUUAAAUUUUGAUUUUAAUAGAUUGCUCAUGGUGAACAAUACAAGCCCAUUAUACCUCUUGUAUCUCUAUUAAGGUAUAUAUACACAAAUAUAUUUUAUUCUUGUUUAGCAUUGUAUCUUACAACUCCUUAAUAUCACUAGUUAUAUUAGAUGUGAUAUGUCUUUUUUGUUCCCAUAUAUAAAUAUACCGUUAUAUACAUUGUAUAUGUAAAAUGUAUAUGUAUACAAAAUUAUAUAUUUUUUGCAGAAACGAUCGAAGUACCUAGUCCAUUUGACGUGUGUGUGUGUAUAUUUGUGUUGUCUGGAUAUAAAAAGCAACAUAUAAAAGUGCAAAUGUGCAUUUGUAUGUGGUUACGUGCUUGUGUGUGCGUAUUUUGUAAGAAAUAUAUAUAUAUAGUCCAGGUAUAUUUGUUUGUAUUGUAAUUAUGAAUGAAUAAUUAUAAUCCAGUGACAGUUUGUCACAUGUGUAAUUUUAUUAAACAUGUAUUAUUUUGUCACACAUGUGUAAUUUUGUCACAUGUGUAAUUUUGUCACACAUGUGUAAUUUUGUCACAUAUACAUGUGUAAUUCUGUCAAUCACAUGUGUAACUUUAAAACAUGGGCCAUUUUGUCACACAUGUGUAAUUUUUGCACUUAUGUAAUUCUGUCACCUGUAUAAUUUUUUAUAUAUGCAUCUUGUAUGUGUAAGUCACCAUACAGAUAAUGUGUUCAUGCAUACCUGUAAAUGUACCAGUCAACUUUUCAAAUUUUAAAUGGAGAGGAAAUGUGUGGUGCAAAUUAACAUUGUCUUCAAUAAAACAAUUAAAAAAAACUAUAUAUAGAAUGUAUAUUAUUAUAAUGCUCUAUUUGAUAAAAAGUGGUGCAAUAUAACUUAUUUGUACUGAUCCAGUUCUUUGAAAUGACAAAAAACUGUAAUUCAGUAUGGAUGUAGGGCUUUAAGAAUUAAAUAUUCUGUUUUGAAAUGUAACAAUUUGGACUGAAAAUGGUAAGAAUCUCCAACAUAGGGGUGCUUCAGAGGUGGUAUGAAUAGAUAAGAAAUUGUCUCUUUGACCAGAGAUCGUUCCAAAAUGUUUGGAAUAGUCUUUAGGUCUUUCCAUUGUCAGUCUUGUUACUAUUUCUUGGAAUUAAUGCUACUUAGAUUAGUACUUGUAGGCUCUCUCUCUUCGGUCUCUGGAUUAAGACUUAAAUCAGAAAAAGUGAACAUUUAAUUUGUAUGGCUCGGACAGGUGAUUUAACAUUUGCUUCUGACAUUCCUCUGCUUCAGCUAGCUAAAGCUCUCUGGCUAAUUUUUGGUUCUGAUGCCAACCAAAUAGAGCAAAGAUUUAAUAGAAUAUUGUGAGUGGAUGGGUAAGGAGUAAAUUGUCCAUAAGAUUUAGUGAGGUUGUGUGCAGAUGAAUUAAAAUGAGUACUUUAAUACGUGUAGUCCCAAUUAAGGAAUGAUCAGAAACAGUUCUGCUUUCAUGUAUAUGUAAGGAUGUUUGAAUGAUAAAUGAUAAAUGUCUAUGUAUAGGUGUUUGUAAGUAAAAUGAGUCCCCAAGAUUA
This is a messenger RNA of Pecten maximus, 6901 nucleotides long. RefSeq lists its product as uncharacterized. NCBI's taxonomy places the organism in Eukaryota, Metazoa, Mollusca, Bivalvia, Pectinida, Pectinidae. The coding region runs from base 198 to 1472 and encodes 424 amino acids. The transcript has 5 exons. The record is from RefSeq and is a predicted model, not a curated record.